UCUGAUUCUUUGACACAUCGGAAGUUCGACACGGUUCGCAAAAAAGAAUGGCGAUGUCCACAAGAAGCAUGCUAUUACCUUUUCAUCGGAUGUCAUGCUGCAAUUUGAAGAAUGCAGUGGUUUCUUUGGAUAUGCGUUUUCCCCUGCCCUUUGUGGUGUCAGUCCGGACAAAGAAGCGCUACUUCAUUCCACCUGCUGUGGGUAUAAAAGGGAAGACCCAGGUAGACCAGGCGGCUAAAGCCAGAGCAGCAGGGAUUAUAAUAAAGCAGGAGUACAUGGAGAGAGCCAUCAAUAUUGCCUGCACAGCGGGAGUCUUCGAUCCCUACAUCCCACCAGAGGGUGAUUCCCGUCUCUCCAGUUUGUCUAAAGAGGGUUUGAAACAGCGGACCGAGCAGAUUAGACAAAGUGCUGCUUCUCAGCUAGCGAUACGUAAGAUCAAAGAGCACGACACAAAGUUUACCUCAAAAGAGUUCCCAGGGCACGCUCAGAGGAUUUACAUUGAAGCUCACAACGUUCUUACACAGUUCAAUAAAGAGAAACUCCAUUCCCUUGUCACAGAAAGGUGUUAUCCUGAAAUGACGAGGGCCAACCGUUAUAAGACGCUGCGUUGGAACUUUGUGGAAUCACUUGAACCACCAAAGGUGGUACAUGCACGGUGCCCUGACAUGGUCAGUAAAGGCAACCUGUAUGGUCAGGUGACUAUACGCAUACACUCCAGACAGACGCUAGCUAUCUAUGACCGCUUUGGGAGACUGAUGCUGGGGAGUGAAGAAGAGCCUAAGGAUGUCCUGGAGUAUCUGGUCUUGGAGAGGCACCUCAUCAACCUGUAUGGCCGCUGGAGGUUACAUGGCAAGAUUGUUCCAGCGUGGGCUCCAGCCAAAGAUCCCAUCAUUAAGACUGUAAUGAUUCCUGGCCCUGAGCUUAAACCAGGUGAAGAAUUUGAGACCCUCAACUUUGAAGUUCCCAAGCCCAAGGCCAUUCAGUGGCACAAGUAGGCCACAAGGGAACAGUUACUUACUGUAGGCUUCUAAUAUACAUGGCUGUAUAGUUUUCCGAGAUUAUAUUGUAUACACAUUUAAAAAAAUUAAAUAUGUUGCAUAUAUUCUUUAUUGCAAUAAUACAAUGAGUACAUGUUGAUUCAAAGAAUACAAAAAUAAAGGAUCCCAACUGCUUUUUCAUUUUUUUAUUUUGCGUGAAUCUGUAUUUAAAUCAUAUUUCAAUCCCAAAUUAUAUAAAAUUAACUGAUAUCCCACAUGUAUCUCUGUCUACAUUAAAAAAAAAGAUAUAGGUAUUGGAUUUAUUUAGCACAUCAAUUCAACAACACAAGAACAUGCAAAAAUGUCACAAAAUGUGAUCUACAGCAAAUACAGCUACAAUUUUAUUUGUAUUGUAUUAUAUAUAAGCAUUUUUAUCUUGCACUCAAGGAAUAUGGUUAGUUUGAAUUGUCAAUUAUAUUAUAAACACUAUUUUAUAUUUAUUGUGUUUUUGUAAAGUUACAUUUAUUUGUAAUAUUUAAAUUGUUGUCACAAACUCUUGUUGGUUUGUAAUUGAUCAAGUAUUCAUUUUGAUGCACUGUAAACUUGAAAUUUCAUAGUUAAGAUAUAAAGUUGGACAUAGGGCCACCAUAACAUCAUUUGUUAAACAUUUAAAACUGUAUAAGCUUUCAAGUUAACCAAUUGGGACUGGCGGUAUGGAUGUUUUUUUCCCUGUGUGUCAAAACAUUUAAAUAUCGUUUCGCAACACUCA
This is a messenger RNA of Hypomesus transpacificus, 1746 nucleotides long. RefSeq names its product mitochondrial ribosomal protein L45 (gene mrpl45). Gene Ontology annotation, cellular component: mitochondrion. Bases 48 to 995 code for a protein of 315 amino acids. NCBI's taxonomy places the organism in Eukaryota, Metazoa, Chordata, Actinopteri, Osmeriformes, Osmeridae. The record is from RefSeq and is a predicted model, not a curated record. The transcript has 8 exons.